Molecule: messenger RNA, 2859 nt
Organism: Nymphaea colorata (pocket water lily)
Lineage: Eukaryota; Viridiplantae; Streptophyta; Magnoliopsida; Nymphaeales; Nymphaeaceae
Product: zinc finger BED domain-containing protein RICESLEEPER 1-like
Exons: 4
Coding region: 287-2275 (662 amino acids)
Molecular function (GO): DNA binding; protein dimerization activity
Source: RefSeq, a predicted model, not a curated record
CCUGUUUGGUUGUUACUUGUUCCUCGCCGCCGUCGAGACUCUUCAGUGAAGACUGCCUUCUCGUCGCCCAACAUUUGCCUCCUCCGGUGACUGUCUGCCUCCUCCGGUGACCGGUCCUCCCAGUUGCCAUCGCCGGCGCCCAAUUAGGUAGCUGCUCAGAAGAGGCGAGAAUCUGCUGGAAUCACGCCAGAACGGUCCCAAUUAAGAGGAGAACACGAAGCUUUCAGGCCACUCGAGUUCGGAUUGAAGUCUGCAUGAUCCCGUCAAAAACCACACGUUUUGAGUUAUGUCGCCUGCUUCUUCUGAUAAAGAAUAUUGUCCAACUUCUAAUAUGGAAUCAGUCGAAUCAUCUACUGAGAGAGAAGCUGUCUCAAAGAGAAAAAGGACUUCAAAAGUAUGGAUUGAUUUUAUAUUGGUUACAUAUAAAGGAGAAGAGUUUGCCAAAUGCAAACAUUGUGGAGAACGACUGAAAGCAAGCAGUGCUCAUGGAACUAGCCAUUUAAGUCGACAUAUGAAAUCUUGUUUAAAUAGGCAAAUCAAUGAAGGAAAGCAAAGAACUUUAUCACUUGCAGUUAAUGACUCUGGUGCUACUUCUAUAGGUAUACAAAAAUUUGACAUGGAGUUUAUAAGAAAGUUGAUGUCAAAGUGUGUAAUAGCACAUGAACUUUCGUUCAAUUUGGCAGAAUAUAAAUAUCAUAACAAACUUCUUCAAGCUUGCAACCAUAAGUUUGUUCCAUUUUCUAGAAGAACUUUGAAAAGAGAAAUUAUGUCAGUGUACAAGGCUGAGAAAGCCCGACUUGAAGGAUUUAUAAAUGAUUCUACGCAGCGAGUUUCAUUGACAUUUGAUAUGUGGACUUCACAGCAGACAUUGGGUUAUCUAUGUGUGACAGGACAAUAUGUUGAUAGAUAUUGGAAGUUGCAUGCUCACAUGUUCAGUUUUGUACAUGUGCCUCCGCCACAUAAUGCAAAUAGUUUGUGUGAGGCUUUAUUAGAAUGCAUCUCUAAAUGGAACAUUCAAUCAAAGUUAUUUUCUAUUACAGUUGACAAUUGUUCGACGAAUGAUAGUGCAAUAACUACACUGAAAAGGAACUUAGGAAGAAGAAAUCUUAUUCCAAUGCAGGGGCAACAUUUGCAUAUUCGUUGUGGUGCGCAUAUUCUAAAUCUUAUAGUUCAAGAUGGUAUGCAGGAUCUGCAUGAUACAAUUUCAAAGAUUCGUGAAAGUGUUAAAUAUGUAAAGGGAUCACCAAAGCGGUUACAUUCCUUUAAGGAUUGUAUAAGAACAGUGGGCUUAAUUGGUACAAAGAAAUUAACUUAUGAUGUUCCAACUCGAUGGAACUCUACAUAUGUUAUGUUGAGAGAUGCAUUGUUCUACAAAGAUGCAUUUCAACAUUUAGCUUCUAUAGAUCCCAAUUAUACAAAUUUACCUUCUGAUGAUGAAUGGUCUUAUGCAACUACCUUGUGCCAGUUUUUGAAGUUAUUCUAUAAUGUUACAAAUAUCUUCUCUGCCACUAGAAACGUAACAGCUAAUGUGGUUUUUGAAGAAAUACAGAAGGUACGCAACCAUUUGCGUAAAAAUCGUUUGGCAGACAAUGAUUAUAUAAGGUCAUUAGCAUACAAAAUGCAAGAAAAGUUUGACAAAUAUUGGAAAAAUGACUAUAAUGUCCUUUUUGGAAUUGCAUUUGUCUUAGAUCCUAGAUCCAAACUGGGAUAUUUGAAGUAUGUGCUUGAGAGUUUAAAUGAAAUUGAUGCAAUGGUACAAUAUGAAAAAAUAGAGAGUAGUCUUCAUGGAUUGUAUGUUGAGUACAAAAACGUGUAUGGUACAGACAAUGAAGAAAAUGAAAAUGCAAACAACGCCAUUGUUGAUUUUGAAGAAGAGAGGGCUUCAACUUUUUCAAGAGAUGCCUUCUUCACAUAUUACAUGAGUUCUGCAUCUUCUCAAGUACCUCGCACAGAUCUGGAAGCAUAUUUAACUGAUCCAAUAGAACGAUCUCGGCCUAAUGAAGACUUCAAUAUAUUAUCUUGGUGGAAGGCAAAUGAAAAUAAAUAUAGAGUUUUAUCCAAAAUGGCUCGAGAUAUCUUGGCAAUCCCUAUAUCCACGGUUGCAUCUGAGUCUGCAUUCAGUACAGCUGGAAGAAUCAUUAAUGAUUAUCGAUGUUCAACCACUCCCGAAACUGUUGAAGCACUAGUUUGCACACAGAGUUGGAUUCGUGAUGAAGAUAUCUCAUGUGAAACUUUUGAAGAAAAGGAAGAAUCUUCUGGUGACGAAUUAGCAUGAAUUAUAUUUCAUUGUGUGAAAGCACAUAUGAAGGCGAAGGAUGUCACAUAACAAAGCUUGAUCAGAUUUUGUUCAAUGGGAAGACAACGCUGGUGUUGCUCUUGUUUGCUCAGCCCUCCUAAUAUAUAUGUAGCAUGCUAUGUGGGUGGGAUUUGUACUCUUUUCCUGCCUUGGUUGUUAAGGUGGUUUGGGAUCUUGUAAGUUCGGAAAGGAAGAUAUCAUGUGCUGUUUGGAUAGCUGGUAUUAUCACUAAUAUGGAGAUACAAUGUUCAAUCAUGUACUUUGACACUAUUGGAAAACAAGUGCAACUUCUAUGGAUUUCUUUUUUACUAAGGCUGCUUUGCUUUGUACUUGGGUUCUAAACUUAGAUGCUAUUAUGUUCUUGAUUUUGUGGAGCUUUAAAAUACUUCAUGAGUCCUUACUCCACGCCCAUGUAACGAACUAACUAUGUAAGGUUUCUUACAAUGAAGGACUAUUGUUUUUACAUGGGAGUUUAUGUAAUGUGGUGCCCUGUCCGAUGUAUCUAUGUUUGGGAUAAAUGGCUGUUAUUUGCUUCAAAUAUCAUAUGAAACUACCAUCUUAUA